AUGAUUCAUACGAUCAUGCAGUGUCUACUGUUUUUGUUCACGACCUACUGUUACCGCGCUUGGCGCAAUCGGCGCACAUGGCAGUUGUUGGAGCAGAUACCAGGCCCAGCGACCGUUCCUUUGAUUGGUUCGAUGUACAUCCUGCCUGGUACAGAUACUUCUUUGUACUUUCGGCUGCUACAAGAACUGUCCACUACCUACGGAUCGCUCUAUCGUAUUUGGCUCGGUCCGAAACCGGUGGUCAUCGUAACCAGUGCUGAACACGCGCGGACUAUUCUUUCUUCAGCUGCCACAAUGGAAAAGGCAAGCAUAUACCGGUUCAUACCGUUGCAUGGCAUCUUCUCCCUACCGGUGCAACAAUGGCGCUUGCACCGGAAGUUGAUCCAGCCCAGCUUCAAAUUGUCCAUCUUGCAAAGUUUCAUGCCACUGUUUGAACAGAAGGCAAACUUAAUGGUUCGCAAUCUGGCUACAAAAGAGGACAAGCCUGAAGCAUUCGAUAUUUACCGUUUCAUGGCGCGUUGCACUCUGGAUAUGAUUUGCGCUACUAGCCUCGGAAUGGAUAUGCAUUUUCAGGAGAUGUCGUCUUGCAGUUACUUGGAGAUUUUGGAAGAGCUAUUUGAGCUCGUUACAGUCCGCGCGGUCAACGUCUUCCUCCAUGCCGAUUGGCUCUACCGCUGGACGCCCGUGUACACGGCAGAGACGAAGGCAUUGAAAGAGUUUCGUCGUCCAGCGAGCGAAAUCUUAACAGAGAAAUCCUCUGACGAAGGACACGAUGACAUCGAGGAACCGCAGCGACCAUCUUUCAAAAGCUUGUUGGAGCAGCUGUACCGUACGAUGAGAAAGGAUGGAGAUGCGGAUCUGGAAGCGAUCGAAAAUGAAGUCAAUACUAUGAUCUUUGCUGGUACCGAAACAAGUGCAUCAACAGUGGCCAACACACUCCUUCUGCUCGCCAUGCAUCCGACCGUACAGGAACAGGUUGUAGCCGAGAUUCGACAACAUUUUGGAGACGAUGUACAGGACAUUACUUACGAGAUACUCCAAGAGCUCGUUUACCUUGAAAUGGUACUAAAGGAGUCGCUUCGAUUGCUACCGAUCGCUUUGGUCGUUGCGCGCAAAACAACACAAGAACUCGCUCUGGGCAAGCACAUGCUGCCAGCGGAUAUUGAUGUUAUCAUCGACAUUUACAACAUACACCGAAAUCCCACCUACUGGGGAGCAGAUGUCGAUCAAUUCCGUCCAGAACGGUUUAGUGGGAACGAUUACAAUCGCAUGGCGUUUUUGGCUUUCAGUACUGGCUCAAGAAAUUGCAUCGGUAUGCGGUACGCAUGGAUUUCGAUGAAAAUAAUGCUUAUCAAAAUCCUGGCUUCCUACCGGCUGGAGACAGACUUGCAGUUGAAAGAUUUGAACAUGAAAAUUGCGCUCACGAUGAAAAUCACCAAUGGACAUAUGGUCCGAUUAAGGCGCUGCUGCGCCAACGAUUCCACCAACAUCUUGCUGCUGUUGAAAAUGAUUCACACGAUCGUGCAGUGUCUACUGUUUUUGUUCAUCAUUUAUUGCUACCGCUUUUGGCGCAAUCGGCGCACCUGGCAGUUGUUAGGCCAGUUACCCGGGCCACCGACAGUUCCUUUGAUUGGUUCGAUGUACAUCCUGCCUGGUACAGAUACUUCUUUGUACUUUCGGCUGCUACAAGAACUGUCCACUACCCACGGAUCGCUCUAUCGUAUUUGGCUCGGUCCGAAACCGGUGGUCAUCGUAACCAGUGCUGAACAUGCGCGCACCAUUCUUUCUUCAGCUGCCACAAUGGCAAAGGCAAGCAUAUACCGGUUCAUACCGUUGCAUGGCAUCUUCUCCUUACCGGUGCAACAAUGGCGCUUGCACCGGAAGUUGAUCCAGCCCAGCUUCAAAUUGUCCAUCUUGCAAAGUUUCGUGCCACUGUUUGAACAGAAGGCAAACCUAAUGGUUCGCAAUCUGGCUACAAAAGAGGGCAAGCCUGAAGCAUUCGAUAUCUACCGUUUCAUGGCGCGUUGCACUCUGGAUAUGAUUUGCGCUACUAGCCUCGGAAUGGAUAUGCAUUUUCAGGAGAUGUCGUCUUGCAGUUACUUGGAGAUUUUGGAAGAGCUAUUUGAGCUCGUUACAGUCCGCGCGGUCAAUGUCUUCCUCCAUGCCGAUUGGCUCUACCGCUGGACGCCUGUGUAUACGGCAGAGACGAAGGCAUUGAAAGAGUUUCGUCGUCCAGCGAGCGAAAUCUUAACAGAGAAAUCCUCUGACGAAGGACACGAUAACAUCGAGGAACCGCAGCGAUCAUCUUUCAAAAGCUUGUUGGAGCAGCUGUACCGUACGAUGAGAAAGAAUGGAAAUGCGGAUCUGGAAGCGAUCGAAAAUGAAGUCAAUACUAUGAUCUUUGCUGGUACCGAAACAAGUGCAUCAACCGUGGCCAACACACUUCUUCUACUCGCCAUGCAUCCUUCCAUACAGGAACAGGUUGUAGCCGAGAUUCGACAACAUUUUGGAGACGAUGUAGUGGACAUUACUUACGAGACACUCCAAGAGCUCGUUUACCUUGAAAUGGUACUAAAGGAGUCGCUUCGAUUACUACCGAUCGCGUUGGUCGUUGCGCGCAAAACAACACAAGAACUCGCUCUGGGCAAGCACAUGCUGCCAGCGGAUAUUGAUGUUAUCAUCGACAUUUACAACAUACACCGAAAUCCCACCUACUGGGGAGCAGAUGUCGAUCAAUUCCGUCCAGAACGGUUUAGUGGGAACGAUUACAAUCGCAUGGCGUUUUUGGCUUUCAGUACUGGCUCAAGAAAUUGCAUCGGUAUGCGGUACGCCUGGAUUUCGAUGAAAAUAAUGCUUAUCAAAAUUCUGGCUGCCUACCGGCUGGAGACAGACUUGCAGUUGAAAGAUUUGAACAUGAAAAUUGCGCUCACGAUGAAAAUCACCAAUGGACAUAUGGUCCGAUUAAGGCGCUGGUAA
Messenger RNA from Anopheles aquasalis, 2976 nucleotides. RefSeq lists its product as uncharacterized. Lineage: Eukaryota; Metazoa; Arthropoda; Insecta; Diptera; Culicidae. Gene Ontology annotation, molecular function: monooxygenase activity; iron ion binding; oxidoreductase activity, acting on paired donors, with incorporation or reduction of molecular oxygen. The record is from RefSeq and is a predicted model, not a curated record.